GGCCCCGCCCCCCAACCCAAUUCACAACGGAGCUUCUUUCUUCUCUCUAUGUUGAAACAGGGAAGCUUCGCUAACCAAUCUCCAAUAUUGCCUUCUUUACCUGUUCUUAUAAACAAAAACACUCCCCUUUAUGUGAUCACCAGAGCAAGUUCCACCAUUAACGUUUUGAAACUGCAUAAUCCUUGUCUGAGGUCCAUUCACUGUACUGCAACUAGGCGGAGGGUUAGAUAUGAAGAAGAAGAUGUGGACGAAGACUAUGGGCACAAUUCUGACAUCGCUAUGUUGGAAUCUUAUAGUGAGUCAACCAGGAACGAGGUCCUUCUGGUGCGAGCAUUGUUGGAUGAUCAAGAAGAAGAAGUACUCAUCUUCAAGGGGUUCUCUUCAUGCUUGAGCUAUAGGACUUCACCAGAUCCAUCACAAAGUGUUCUUCCAGCAAGAGCCGUCAUCAAGUCCAUCAAUCGCAUUAAGGGUCCCUACAAUCCAUCCAAUGUCGAGUACAUAGAGAAAGAUAUUACAUGGGAAGCCUUUAAGAGUCGUCUUCUAUCGGGUCAAAUCUAGUUUUAUUUUGUAGCAGAAAUUUUCCUCCAUGAGUGUAAGGGAAAAAUACAUUUAUCUAUGAGCAUUAUGACUCUGUCUCCUCCUAAUUAAUUCUGAUGCCUAUCUAAAGACUCCAAAACCCAAAGGCAGAAGGAUUUUUUAUUCAUGGUGGAUGAAGGAAACUACUUAUUAUUGUAUUUCAUUUUUUCCCCCUUUUUAGUGAGGUAAUUUGCAUCAAAUUUUCCUUUUAUAUAUAACAGAUCCAUGUAUUUGUACUAUGUAUUAAUGUUACGAUUAACACAAUGUAAAUGAUCAAUUUAUUUGCUUGAUAAAGUUUGAAUGGGUAAGUCUUCAAUACAAUACAAUCAUUUAUUUGCUUGAUAAAA
Molecule: messenger RNA, 923 nt
Organism: Macadamia integrifolia
Lineage: Eukaryota; Viridiplantae; Streptophyta; Magnoliopsida; Proteales; Proteaceae
Exons: 2
Coding region: 49-558 (169 amino acids)
Cellular component (GO): chloroplast
Source: RefSeq, a predicted model, not a curated record